AUUUACUUUAGGUAAACCUGGGCAAGAGAAGACAUCCGGCAUCCGUAACAUCCUCAACUUACCCAGUGAAUCCUGGCAGAUGCUAAAACAACUCUGAAUGAAGCCCAUUUGAUGUUCAUGACAAUCCUUAGAAUGCAGAGAUCUGGUGAUGAAGCCUCUACAUACACUACUAUGGCUAAUCCUCUUGUUUGUUAUAACCUUUACAUUGAUAGUACCACCAGUGUGCAUUAGUCUGCCAUUUUCCAAAUUCUACUACCUUUAUAACAAGCAGGAUGAUGUUACCAAGAAAGCAGAGCUUCUCAAUUCAGAGCGAUACAAGAAAUCUCUUGCCUAUUUCUCCUCACUCCAUUCGGAGUCAUCAAAACUUUUCUAUCUCAACAUGAAAAAAUCAGGUCACCUUGACCUAGUCGUGGCUAUUAUUACCGUCAAGAGAAACGAUGGAACUCUGGGAUAUCUUACGCAGUCAGUCGCAAAAAUGGAUAAAUUACUAAAAGAAGAUAGAAAUUUUGAAAGAAAAUUCAUGUUCAUUUGCAAUGUUGAUCAGAAUCUAUAUGGACAUGAGGAAGCCAGGAAUUUAGAGAAAUUUAUACCUGUGGAAUAUCGCUUUGAAAAUUUAUCAGGAAUACAUCAAAGCAGUCCUCACAAGGUGCUAUAUCAUCUUCAUAAAAAUUUUGAUACCUACCAAAAAGAAACCAUAGACUACAUGUUUUGUUUAGAAAUGGCAUAUUCUAUGAAUCCUGAUUAUGUGUUACUGGUGGAAGAUGAUACACUUCCCCUCCCAAUGGCUCUGGAUGUGUUGACCACUAAGCUACGAUGGUUAACCUUAUUCAGAAGUGAACCUAUGAAAAACUAUGCAUUUAUUAAGUUAUACUAUCCUCCGAAAUGGCAAGGUUUUGGAAAUGAAAUGAGAAGAAUUCUGGAGGUGAUAGCCAUUGGAAUGGUAGGAGGAGGGUGCUUUUUUAUUUUUGCCAUCAGGAAAAAGAUAUUUACACAGUAUUUAUAUUUUGUAUUAGGUGCUAUAUAUUUUAUAAUUUUUGCACUGUUGCUGGAUCGACAAAAUGUUCUUGAGCUACGCAGGUUGGCAUCUCAGUUGUAUUCAUUAAACAUAUCUCCUGGGUGUUGCACACCAGCCAUGUUUUAUCCGAAAUGGAUCAUUCCUAGUCUGCUGAAUUAUUUAGCCAACGAUAAUAACAAGCAUCAUACAGACAUUGCUAUUUAUAAUUUCAUUACAAGCAACAAUCUCACUGCUUAUCAAAUAGAACCCAAUCUGUUUGCUCAUAUAGGAAUGUAUACUUCUGUUCAUCAAAAUUCUCGUAAAGAUCCACAAGAGUUCAUAUUUAGUAUGUAAUGAAACUAAGACAGUGUACAUGUAUUGUAUUCAGGUUCAAAAGAUCUGUGUAGACUCUUUCUGUUUCUCAUCUGCUCCUUUGUAUUCUUCUUGUACAUGUUAUAUGUACAUGGAUUUACAGAAAGAAACUACAGUUGUAUUGCAUUACUCAGUGCAAUUUUAUAUCUUCAAA
Saccostrea cuccullata (small rock oyster) is the source of this 1520-nucleotide messenger RNA. Its product is annotated as post-GPI attachment to proteins factor 4-like. Lineage: Eukaryota; Metazoa; Mollusca; Bivalvia; Ostreida; Ostreidae. Bases 149 to 1348 code for a protein of 399 amino acids. Gene Ontology annotation, biological process: GPI anchor biosynthetic process. Gene Ontology annotation, cellular component: Golgi membrane. The transcript is spliced from 2 exons. The record is from RefSeq and is a predicted model, not a curated record. Gene Ontology annotation, molecular function: glycosyltransferase activity.